Solanum stenotomum is the source of this 2743-nucleotide messenger RNA. RefSeq names its product G-type lectin S-receptor-like serine/threonine-protein kinase SD2-5. The record is from RefSeq and is a predicted model, not a curated record. The transcript has a single exon. Gene Ontology annotation, biological process: protein phosphorylation. NCBI's taxonomy places the organism in Eukaryota, Viridiplantae, Streptophyta, Magnoliopsida, Solanales, Solanaceae. Bases 67 to 2532 code for a protein of 821 amino acids. Gene Ontology annotation, molecular function: ATP binding; protein serine/threonine kinase activity.
UUCAACUGGUGAAAAGAUCCAAGCUAUAAUUUGUGGAGCAAGCAAACCUUCAAUUACAACUCUCCAAUGGUUGUUAAUUAUAGUGUCACUCUUAUCAUGCUCAGUCUCCUCAUUCUUUCUUCACAGCAUCUGAUUAGUUGUCAACCUCCUGAAGCUUUUAUUACCAAUUCCUCCAUUUCCUGGAUCAAUAGCCUCGCCCGCUUCACAGAUGGAGUCACACUGACACCCAUCCUAUCGAGAGAAGGGAAUGAGACUGUGUUUGCCUGUGGUUUCUUAUGUGAUAACAAUGGUGCUGCUUGCGUUUUUGGCGUCCUUAUAUCCCCACAUUUCGUUAAUUCUUAUCUAUCUUACCCGAGAUUAGUAUGGUCAGCAAAUCGGAAUAAUCCGGUUAGAGCUAAUGCAACCUUGCAACUUAGGCAAGAUGGAGGCUUGUUCUUGAUAGACUCAGAUGGCACUAUGAUUUGGAGUACAAACACAAGUGGAAUUGUUGCGGGAUUCAACUUGACAGUACUGGGAAAUCUUGUCCUCUUUGACAAAAGUAACCACACUAUUUGGCAGUCUUUUGAUCAUCCAACAGACACUUUGGUUCCUGGACAAAUGAUAAAUGAGGGACAAAAGCUGAGAUCCAGUGUAUCAGCAACAAAUCGGAGUGAAGGUUUGUUCACACUUGAAGUUCAAUCAUUUGGCUUUUUCGCAUACAUUGAGUCAAAUCCACGUCAACUCUAUGCCUCAAAUCUUGACUGGGAUAGACCAUUCCAGUUUCCUAGACUACCCUUCGAUAUUUCCAAUUGGAAGUUAAUCGUAAAUUUUACAUUUUCAAAUGCUAGAUUCGUGAGGUUUGAGGAUGAUGGGCAUUUAAGGAUGUAUCACUGGAGAGGAUCUUGGUCAGAGGAGGUUGAUCUAUUGAGAGGCUACAUUGGUGAGUGUGGGUAUCCAACUAUGUGUGGCAAUUACUCUGUUUGUGCAAAUGGGCAGUGUAGUUGUCCUCAAACUGCGAUUGAUCAGACUAACUUUCUCCAGCAAAUCAAUUAUAGGCAGCCAAACCAGGGGUGUGUCCUUGUCACACCUGUCUCUUGUGAACAUUCCCAAUAUCAUAUUUUCAUGGAGCUUAAGGACAUAGCUUAUAUUCCCCGUUAUUUGCAGUAUGGUACCGACAAAACAGAUUUGGAAAAUUGCCAAAGGUCCUGCUUAAGUAACUGUUCUUGCAAAGCAGCUCAAUUUCAAUUUAGUGGUCCUGGUAACACAAUGGGUGACUGCGCAUUAUUGAAUGAUGUGUUUUCGGUCACGUACAAUUAUGGAUCACCCAAUAGGACCACUCUUUUCAUCAAGGUGCAGAGCUCUUCUAACUUACAAGCCUCUCCACCACGUAUCUCUUCAGAGAAGAAAUCAACUCGUGUCCCAACAAUAGUAGGAUCCACCAUCGGAGCUUCAUUUGGUUUGCUUCUCAUGGUUUUAACUUGCUUUGCCUAUAUUUUCAGAAGGAGAAAAGGACUCGAGGAAGACGAGGAGGAGUUCCUUGAUCAAAUACCAGGAAUGCCUACUAGAUUUUCCUAUGAGGAACUCACUGUGAUGACAGAAAAUUUCAGUGAGAAACUUGGGGAAGGGGGAUUUGGUGCUGUAUUUGAAGGAACAAUGAGUGAUGGCACCAAAAUAGCGGUGAAGCGUCUGCAAGGUUUUGGUAAUGUGAAGAAAUCAUUCUUAGCUGAGGUAGCAACAAUUGGUAGCAUUCAUCAUGUCAAUUUGGUAAAACUAGUUGGAUUUUGUGCUGAGAAAUCACACAGACUUCUGGUUUAUGAAUACAUGGCCAAUGGAUCUUUAGAUAGGUGGAUUUUUCAUGGAAAACAGGAACAAUCUCUCACAUGGGAUGUCAGGGAAAAAAUCAUUUCAGACAUCGCCAAGGGCCUAGCUUACCUACAUGAAGAUUGUAACAACAAAAUUUUUCAUUUGGACAUUAAACCUCAGAACAUUCUUCUUGAUCAGAAUCUCAAUGCAAAAGUAUCAGAUUUUGGGUUAUCAAAGCUUGUGGGUAAAGAUGAAAGUAAGAUAGUUACAACAAUGAGAGGAACACCAGGCUAUUUAGCACCUGAAUGGUUGCAUGAGGUCAUUACUGAGAAAGUGGAUGUUUAUAGCUUUGGGGUUGUGAUCUUGGAAAUCAUCUGUGGCCGGAAGAAUUUGGAUCGUCAUCAAGAUGAGGAUGAUAUGCAUUUGCUUAGUUUGUUCAUGAGAAAGUCAGUGGAGAGACAACUCUUGGAAAUGGUGGACAAGAACAGUGAAGACAUGCAGCUACAUAAAAAAGAGGCUGUGGAAAUGAUGAAGAUUGCAGCCUGGUGUUUACAAACUGAUUAUACUAAGAGGCCUUCCAUGUCGUUGGUAGUUAAGGUGUUGCAGGGUUUAGUCGCUGCUGAAACCGACUUGGAUUACAGCUUCACAUUUCCAACAAUGACGAGAAGAGUUGCCGGAGCUAUUCAAGAAAGGGAAGCUGUGGUUGGUAUCAGUUUACCACUUCCAUCACAGUUGUCAGGACCUAGGUAAAUUGCUGGUUAAGUUCCAACAGUGUGACUGCAUAAUUGCUCCUCCAUUACUUGCUUCCAUUCUGUUAUAAAUUGUAUAAUUUAUCAUCAAAAUUGAAUAGCUAAUGAGUCAAAACCAUAUGUCCAUACCUUUGAGUUAUCACUUAUUAUUUGCUGCAAGAAGCCAUUUUGUGUCUUUCAUAAUUCCUUAUUAUAUCGAAACUAUUUAAGAA